AUGAAGCAAUUGAAAAUGACAGAUAAUAAGUUUGACAAAGUUUUACCUGAUGUUGUUCACACUAUUCGUGCAGCCACAGCAUUGGCAGCUCAGGAUAUCAACUUUUAUCGCUCAUUAGAUUCUCAGUUGGCCAAAAGUAUUGAUAGUUCUGGAAAUUCACUUCUUGACUUAACUAAUAAGUUGCUUGAAACUUCCAGCAGUUCUUUGGAUGAAGUUGAGCCAAUACCUUUCGGAAAGGAUAAUUUGCCUUGGAAAAAUGUUGUCGAUAUGCUAGAUUUCUUAUAUGAAAAAGUUGAUACUCUUCUCGAUCAAGCGAGUUCUUCGAAACAAGCUGGAGAUCAGUUUACAUACUUAGAAGAUGGAACUCAAGAUGCUAGAGCUCCCUCGAAGGCAAUUCCAAAACCUCAAUUAGAUUUUCAUACCAAGGUUGAUAAUUCUGAAUCUCACCCAUUCAAACCUAAAAUUAGUUCAAAGCCUAAUGCGUUAGUACCUUUUGAGGAUUCAACAAAUUUGGUUCCAGGAAACGAGGAAGACGAAGAACCACCACACUACGAACAUCCUUAUGAAUUUGAAAUAGAUAACCAACCUUACCCUGAUGAAAUUUUGUUAGAAAAAGAGCCGAUAGAGCCUGAAUCCUGGAACAAUACGGGUGCCAUCUGGGUGGACACAAUACCAAAACUUCAUGAAAUGGUCAAAUCUCUUCAAAGUCUGACUGAGAUAGCUGUCGAUUUAGAACAUCAUGAUUAUAGAACUUACUAUGGGCUUGUAUGUCUUAUGCAGAUUUCUAAUAGGAAAAAGGAUUGGAUUGUAGAUACCCUAAAAUUAAGAGGAGAUUUGGAAAUACUCAAUGUAGUAUUUACUGACCCCAAGAUAGUUAAAGUAUUUCAUGGUGCCUUCAUGGACAUAAUUUGGUUGCAAAGAGAUUUAGGAUUGUAUGUCGUGUCACUAUUCGAUACUUAUCAUGCUUCUAAGAAACUUGGGUUUCCGAAAUUUUCAUUAGCUUAUCUUCUUGAAACAUUUGCAAACUUCAAAACGUCAAAAAAAUACCAGUUAGCAGAUUGGCGUGCAAGACCGUUGCUGCUGCCUAUGAUGUCAUAUGCUCGUUCAGAUACUCAUUUUCUAUUGAACAUAUAUGAUCAACUUAGAAAUAAGUUGAUCAACAAAGGGGAAGGAAGACUUCAAGAAGUCUUGUAUGAGUCAAGACAAGUAUCCAAAAGACGUUUUGAAUACACAAAAUUCCGUCCACUGCGUGCAUCAGGAGGCAAUGUGGUUUGUCCUGUAAUGUCAAGCAAUCCCAAGGAGCCUUUCACUAAUCUCAUGGCUCAGUAUAGAAUUCCUUACCAUAAGAAGCCUCUUGUGCAAGCUCUUUAUGAGUGGAGAGACAAUCUUGCUAAAGUGGAAGAUGAAUCUGUUAGAUUUAUUAUGCCAAAUCAAUUGUUGGUGAGCUUGUGUCUCUUAGAGCUGCCUGUUGAUUCACAAAAGAUAUUAGGCUCCUCCAAUUACAUUUCUGACUCAGUCAGAGUAAAUUCUAAAGAAUUGGCGACUAUGAUACAAAGUAUCUUAGAGGAUAUGGAUGAGAACGAUUGGGAUUUAGUAGACAAGUUGAGCAAUACUGUUGGAAAUGAUUCAGCAUUCAUCAAUGAAGAUGAACUUGACCCAAACACUAUUAAGAUGGCAACUAAGGCAUUCGAUAACUUGAAUUCGAAAUUGAGAGAAUUGGAAUAUUACGACUCUAAUUCGGACUUAUUGAAUAAUGAUUCUUCUCUUUUGUCUGAUAUCCUAAAUAAGCAGGAGGAUCAAUUUUCUGUUGAGUAUAAUAUUGCAAGUAACUCUCUAAUAAAACAUUCCAUUGGCGAAACUAAAGAGAGAAUUGAAUCACUUUUGGAACAUUUCAAUAAGGUUAAAGAUGUUGGGAUUGCCGCCCAAACAUCAACUGAAGAACCACAGGAGAGUUUACAAAUAUUAUCCACUGAAAAUGCUACCGAGGAGAGCCCCGACACUCUGUCUUCGACAUUAGCACCAGCUUCAGUGAAGGUAGACGAGUUAAUUACUUUGCGUAAAAAGAAUACCAUAAAUAAUAUUUCCCGUAACAAGGUUGAUGCACCCACAGAAGAAUCGUUCGACUAUGCAAAUGCUGAUAAGAUCAUGCUUGAUGCAAAGAAGACAAAAUCGAGAAAGGACAAUUCGAAAAAGAGAUCAUUUGAUCCCUAUGCAAACACUGGUGAUGGGCCUCAAUCAGCUAAAAAAUCGAAGAGAGUAAAUAAUGGUAAAACAUCUACUUUUUCAUCUAAAAGAAAAUAA
Dujonia railenensis is the source of this 2301-nucleotide messenger RNA. The record is from the annotation of a GenBank genome assembly. Lineage: Eukaryota; Fungi; Ascomycota; Pichiomycetes; Serinales; Debaryomycetaceae.